AGCAAAGCAAUAAACAAAAAAGAUGAUCAUAAAAUUUGAUAGAAUACAACGGUUGGCAAGCAUAAAAUAAUAAAAUAGACCCCACCCAAUGGCGUAGCCGAAAAAGCAUGUGCACUAAAAACACACAUGAACAUAUUCACGACUAAAUAAGAGCAAACCCACAAAACGAAGAGCAAGAAAAAAGUUAAAGCUCGGCUAGAUAACGGCAAUGGCAACAAUAAUAAAACAAAUGAACAUUAACAGAGCAACUAGAACCCACCAUUAAAAACCGUAGCGCAGCAAACCAACAGCAGCAACGACACCAACGAACAAACACGUCGUCACCGCGACGAGUGAAGAAGAACCAACGAGCACACAACUAAUAGCAGUCACAGCGGUAAGGCGGGGAAAAAUUACGUAAGAACAAAAAACUAAAAAAAAAUAAUAAAAAUAAAUAAAAAAAAAAGCUAAACAAACGGAAGUGCCUCAUAUAGCAGCAGCAGCAGCAAAAGUUGGGGGAAAAAUCAGAAACAGAGAAGCGCAAAUGUAAUCGCAUACUCGAUUAUUCGAUGCUCGUCGGUGUGGUAACAGAGACAGUAGUAACAGUAAGUGGAGCGAGAGGAGGCACAGUUAGUCGCAGUAGCCACAGCAGCCACAGCAGCUGAGUGCCGGUGCUGAGAUAAGCUGCCAAGCGGAGUUGGUGGCAACGAUGAAAGCACCAAAGGAUGUGAUAAGCAGAGUGUGAGAGAGUGUAAAGAGGAGGGGAGAAAAAGUAAGUGUUGGCAUUUUAUUUGGAUUAGGAAGGAAUCAAAGCGACAAGUACACAAAGUGAAGUGCUGACUAGAUGAAGUAGCGCAGCCAAAGGGAGGCAUAAAAAAUUAAGCAUUUUCAAAGGAACGAAAGUCAAAGGAGAACGGAAAAGUGCCCAGAGGCUUCAAAGAUUUAAUGAUAAUUUACUUAAAUUAACCCAAUCCAUCCAUUAAGAAAGUAUUAAAAGAAAUUUUCAAAAAAAAAAAAAGGAAAAAUGAAAAAAAGAUUGAGGACCGUGAUGAGACAAGCAAGCAAAUAAGCAAUUGAGCGCGACAGGAAGGAAUUCAUGAAAUACGAAAAUUUCCACACAACAGCAGCAAAAGUUGAUGUAAAAAAUGCCGAAGUAAGGCGCGUUAAGCAGAUACCGGAUACUCAGUUACGGCUUACAUCGUGUUGAAGCGCCAUAAUAACAACACCAACAACAGCAGAGAGGAAAAAAUAAGCACAAAAAGAUUAUCAAUAAAAGAAGAAAGAAUUUAUCGACAUUGUAAACGAAGCACUCACACACCUUCACGACAUUAACGCAUACAAUAACAAGCAUCUGCAGUGAAAGACAGUGGUUGGAUAGAAGCUACAACGCGGAAGCGCGAAAGCGGAAGCUGUCGUUGAUGCUGAUUGACAACGCGCCAGCGGAAGCGGGACCAGUCAUAAGAGUCGCAAAAUGAAGGGAUUAAUUUUUAGUCGAAAAGCAAACAAGCCACGGAAAAACGACGAAACCAACCGAACGCCAAAAAGAACAGUAAAAACAGCAACAGCAACAAUUGCAGCAGCAUGCGCGAGCACAAAAACGCAGACAGUAAAGAUAUGCAAAGCUGCAAAAACAAAAACCGAAACAGCAGCAACAACAAAGACAACGCCUACACAUAACACACAUAACGGUAACAGCAAACAGCUGACAACGCCAUUAAAAUGUUACAAGAAUAACAUGCAGCAACAGAGGAGCAGCUGCAAUGGCAGUGUUAACAACAGCUACGACAACUACAGCAACAACAACAACAACAGCAGCAGCAGCAAGGGAGACACUAGCCAGUGUAGUCGCUAUGUCAACUACGGCAGCCGACAUUGUGGUCGUAAAGGUGACAGCAGCAGUUUAAUACCCACCUACAACCAGCAACAGCAUCAUCAAGAACAACAACACCAACAUUGCCUCGCACCGUGUGCUGAGCUGACGCACAAAAUGCCGGCAACCAUUUCCGUUACCACGCAAAAGCCCAACGUAAGUGUGUGUGUGCACCAGCAGCAUCAGCGGAUGGUCCCAAACCCCCUGGAAGGUGUUCACCACCGUCAGCGACUACAGCAACAACACCAAUUAACAACAACAACAAAACCAACAGCAACAUCAUUGCCACCCACCAACCACCACGCACAGCCACAGCAACGCCACAAGCAAAAACAGCAAAAACAACAAAAACAAGAACAACCAGCAACAACCGCCACAACUGUCAUCGCUUGUUUGAGAAAAUCUUGGUCAACAUUUCUGUCAUCUCGCCUAAAUUUCCACCAACAUCUCGGUCAUAUCAGCCUGACUGUCCUUGUGCUGGCCUCCAUUUUAAUAUAUUCAUGCCCAUGCACAUCAGCCUUGCGCCUCACAAAUGGCGGCAAUACCAAAACUUUAUCCGCUAAUAAGGAGCAAUUAAAUAUUGGCCUAAUUGCACCGCACACAAAUUUUGGCAAACGUGAAUAUUUACGCGCCAUUAACACCGCUGUGCAGGGUCUGGCGAAGACACGCGGUGCCAAGCUGACGUUUCUCAAAGACUAUUCAUUCGAGCCGCGCAACAUACACUUUGAUAUGAUGUCGUUAACGCCCAGUCCGACAGCCAUAUUGAGUACACUCUGCAAAGAGUUCCUACAGGCGAACGUCUCUGCGAUACUUUAUAUGAUGAAUAAUGAACAGUUCGGUCAUAGCACUGCCUCAGCACAGUAUUUCCUACAAUUAGCCGGCUAUCUUGGCAUACCGGUCAUCUCAUGGAAUGCCGACAAUUCGGGACUGGAGCGACGCGCCUCCCAAUCAACACUUCAGCUUCAGUUAGCUCCAAGUAUAGAACAUCAAAGUGCUGCUAUGUUGAGCAUUCUAGAGCGUUACAAAUGGCAUCAAUUUUCGGUUGUCACCUCUCAAAUAGCCGGGCAUGAUGAUUUUGUACAGGCUGUAAGGGAGCGUGUCGCCGAAAUGCAAGACCAUUUCAAAUUCACGAUACUCAAUUCGAUUGUGGUAACGCGCACCAGCGACUUGAUGGAAUUAGUGAAUAGCGAGGCUAGAGUGAUGCUCCUCUAUGCCACACAAAGCGAAGCGGUUACUAUUCUUAGAGCUGCUGAAGAGAUGAAGUUAACUGGCGAAAAUUAUGUGUGGGUCGUUAGUCAAUCGGUUAUCGAGAAGAAGGAUGCACAUCCACAAUUUCCCAUCGGUAUGUUGGGUGUACACUUUGAUACGAGUAGUGCGGCGUUGAUGAAUGAAAUAUCGAAUGCGAUUAAAAUUUAUGCCUUCGGUGUGGAAGCCUAUCUAACGGAUCCGGCAAAUCGGGGGCGCCGAUUAACAACGCAAUCGUUGUCGUGUGAGGAUGAGGGACGCGGCCGCUGGGAUAAUGGUGAAAUCUUCUUCCGUUAUUUACGCAACGUAUCCAUUGAGGGUGACCUAAAUAAGCCCAAUAUUGAAUUCACUGCCGAUGGCGAUCUCAAAUCAGCUGAACUGAAAAUCAUGAAUUUGCGUCCGGGUGCGAAUAACAAGAAUCUCGUUUGGGAGGAGAUUGGUGUUUGGAAAUCGUGGGAGACGCAAAAGCUCGAUAUACGUGACAUCGCCUGGCCGGGUAACUCGCAUGCUCCACCACAGGGUGUACCCGAAAAAUUCCAUUUAAAGAUAACAUUCCUCGAAGAGGCACCCUAUAUCAAUCUCUCACCCGCCGACCCAAUCAGUGGCAAAUGUCUAAUGGAUCGCGGCGUCCUUUGUCGGGUCGCGGCCGAUCAUGAGAUGGCCGCUGACAUUGAUGUGGGGCAAGCGCAUCGCAAUGAAUCGUUCUAUCAGUGUUGUAGUGGCUUUUGCAUCGAUCUGCUGGAAAAAUUUGCCGAAGAAUUGGGUUUCACAUACGAAUUGGUACGGGUCGAAGAUGGUAAGUGGGGUACACUUGAGAAUGGUAAAUGGAAUGGGCUGAUUGCGGAUUUGGUAAAUCGUAAAACCGACAUGGUAUUGACAUCGCUGAUGAUCAAUACCGAACGCGAAGCUGUGGUGGACUUCAGUGAGCCAUUCAUGGAGACGGGCAUUGCGAUAGUGGUGGCUAAACGUACGGGUAUUAUAUCGCCGACAGCGUUUCUAGAACCAUUCGAUACAGCGUCGUGGAUGUUGGUCGGCAUUGUGGCCAUUCAUGCUGCCACUUUUAUGAUCUUCCUCUUCGAGUGGCUCUCACCGAGUGGUUACAAUAUGAAACUCUAUCUACAAAAUACAAGCGUCACGCCAUAUCGUUUCUCGUUAUGUCGUACCUAUUGGCUCGUGUGGGCUGUACUAUUUCAGGCGGCCGUACAUGUGGACUCACCGCGCGGUUUCACCUCACGCUUCAUGACGAACGUGUGGGCUCUAUUCGCUGUGGUCUUCUUGGCCAUCUACACUGCUAACUUGGCUGCCUUCAUGAUAACGCGAGAAGAAUUCCAUGAAUUUAGCGGCCUGAAUGACAGCCGUUUGGUACAUCCUUUCUCGCAUAGGCCCUCAUUUAAAUUCGGCACCAUACCAUAUAGUCACACCGACUCAACCAUACAUAAAUAUUUUAAGGAAAUGCAUCAUUACAUGAGACAAUACAAUAAAACAAGCGUCGCUGAGGGCGUAGCCGCCGUACUUAAUGGUAAUCUUGACUCAUUCAUCUAUGAUGGCACGGUGCUGGAUUAUUUGGUGGCUCAGGAUGAAGACUGCCGUUUAAUGACUGUCGGCAGCUGGUAUGCCAUGACAGGUUACGGUCUCGCCUUCAGUCGCAAUUCAAAAUACGUCCAAAUGUUCAAUAGACGACUGUUGGAGUUUCGAGCGAAUGGUGAUUUGGAGCGCCUACGACGCUACUGGAUGACGGGCACCUGUCGACCGGGCAAACAAGAGCAUAAAUCUUCCGAUCCACUGGCGCUAGAGCAAUUCUUAUCAGCCUUCUUACUGCUAAUGGCUGGAAUAUUAUUUGCCGCAUUACUGCUACUACUCGAACACAUCUAUUUCAAAUAUGUACGCAAACGUUUGGCCAAAAAAGAUGGCUGUCAUUGCUGUGCAUUACUCUCACUGUCAAUGGGUAAAGCGUUGACAUUUCGCGGCGCCGUCUUUGAGGCAACGGAAAUACUGAAAAAGCAUCGCUGCAAUGAUCCCAUUUGUGAUACGCAUUUAUGGAAGGUGAAGCAUGAGUUGGACAUGUCACGUUUGCGUGUACGUCAAUUGGAGAAGGCGUUGGAUCAGCAUGGUAUUAAGCCGCCGCAGCUGAGAUUGGCGUCAUCGUCGGAUUUAUUGAAUCAUCAUCAUCUGAAAGAGCGACCACCACUGCUGGGGAACCUGAGUUUAGCUGCCAGUGCACAAGAUUUAUACAGGUGGUCUUACAAAACGGAAAUUGCGGAAAUGGAGACGGUGCUGUAAGGUGCCACAAAAGAACCAAAUAACCACCGCCUGCAACUCUACUACAAACGCGCCAAUACCACCAACAAAACAAAACGAAAAAACAGUAAAACCACCAAAGCAAAACACGAAAACGUAAACGAAAAACACAACAAAAAGAAGGAAAAAAGUAUUUCAAGCGCUUUGCAGAAAAGUUGAGCUAAAAACGAAAUGAAGAAGAAGAAUGAUGCCACCUGCCAAGCAGCCAAUCAGCCAACCAACCUCAACCAACGACCCUGCAGCUAGCCGAACAGCCAAUAUCUCUAUUGAAUGCAGGAAGCAAUAAAUUUUAGUUGGAAAUGAGCACAAAAUGCUAAUAACACACGUAUAUGUAUGUGUAUAUGUAUGUAUGCGCGGAUGAGGUUGGCAAAGCGAGUAAGGGUGCCAUCAUCACAGGCGGUUGGAAUGGCCGGCCGCUGCUGUAUGAGGAUUCAUAGCAAUAAGUUAACAAAGAAAGCAUCAAACCGAUACAUGCAA
Messenger RNA from Ceratitis capitata (Mediterranean fruit fly), 5869 nucleotides. RefSeq names its product glutamate receptor ionotropic, NMDA 2C (gene Nmdar2). Gene Ontology annotation, cellular component: plasma membrane; postsynaptic membrane. The record is from RefSeq and is a predicted model, not a curated record. Gene Ontology annotation, molecular function: NMDA glutamate receptor activity; transmitter-gated monoatomic ion channel activity involved in regulation of postsynaptic membrane potential. Lineage: Eukaryota; Metazoa; Arthropoda; Insecta; Diptera; Tephritidae. The coding region runs from base 1451 to 5374 and encodes 1307 amino acids. Gene Ontology annotation, biological process: modulation of chemical synaptic transmission; monoatomic ion transport; synaptic transmission, glutamatergic. The transcript has 11 exons.